AUGGAUCAAAAGCAGAUCGAAGAUGCACUUGGUGAUUCAGAUUUUUCAUUUUCGGAUGAAAGUGCUGAUGACAGCGAUGGCGAUCCUCUUUUUCAACUAUCGGAAAGUGGUGAUGAAUCCAGUGGUGAUGAAUCCCUUCCAGUACAACUUAAUGUUGAUAAUGAUAAUAUAUCAUCAAACUGGUAUCCUGUUACAGGUAAUUACCAAAAAUAUUUUAUUUUUGAAAACGAUUGCCCGUUACCUAUAGAAAUGUUAGCUAAUAAAGAGCCAUAUGACUAUUUUAAAUUAUUUCUUACUGACGAUAUACUAAACUGUAUGGUCUUGGAAACCAAUAGAAAUGCUGAACAAUAUCUAAAAAGUAUUAGACUGUCACGUAGUAGUAGAUUCCAUUCAUGGGAUCCAUAG
This is a messenger RNA of Macrosiphum euphorbiae (potato aphid), 405 nucleotides long. The record is from the annotation of a GenBank genome assembly. NCBI's taxonomy places the organism in Eukaryota, Metazoa, Arthropoda, Insecta, Hemiptera, Aphididae.